Saccostrea cuccullata (small rock oyster) is the source of this 952-nucleotide messenger RNA. RefSeq lists its product as uncharacterized. NCBI's taxonomy places the organism in Eukaryota, Metazoa, Mollusca, Bivalvia, Ostreida, Ostreidae. Gene Ontology annotation, molecular function: protein binding. The record is from RefSeq and is a predicted model, not a curated record. The coding region runs from base 1 to 759 and encodes 252 amino acids. The transcript has 3 exons.
AUGAAUUUUCUGGCAUGCAUUAUUAUACUGGUGACGGUGUACACAGAGACAAAGGCUCUGGCUAAGCAUGAUAUGGAAAAAGAAUUGAGAGCUCUCUCAAAUGAUGUUGACCAUCUUAAAAAAGCAGGAAAAGGGCAAGCAGAGGUUAUCAAACAACUUCAGAAUAUUGUUGAAAUACAAGCUGCCAGGAUGUCCAUGCUCAGUGAAAUUUUACAAAACCAAAGACAAGUUAAGCUCCAAGCGCGAGAGAGAGAAAGAACUUACAACAACAAACCCGCUAUACAAAACCAUGUCGAGGAACGAGGGGAUUUGACUCGAAAAUAUCGACUACUUUCUCCAGUACCCACACAAUCAAUACCUGAAGAAACGAUAGCCUUUUACGCCUACAUGUCGGCCGAUAUGAAUGGAAUAGGAAGUCAUCACACUCUCGGCUUUGAUGUUGUUAAAACUAACGAAGGCAACGGAUUCCAUGGAAAUACCGGUGUUUUCAAUCCUCCUAAGAGCGGACUUUAUGUAUUCUCCUGGACGCUUAGAGUAGUGAAAGGUGCCCAUCACUCAGUUGAGUUGGUUGUUAACCAUGAUGUAGUUGGCUCCACCUAUCAUAUUGAAAACUACAGCUUUGAUCAGGGUGGUGCGACUGUAGUUAUUUUCUGUAACAAGGGUGAUGAUAUUUAUUUAAGAACGGGAGCAAAUUAUAAUGUUGGUCCUAUCACAAGUGAGGAGAGAGGAAGGAGUUCCUUUGCUGGUUGGAAACUUUGAAUUUAUUUAGUAGAUUCACGUAUUCAUGUUACUGUUUUACAAUAUGUAUCAUUUUGUCAAAUCAGAUUUUUCUGUUAAAAAAUUUAAUACACUGAAGAAGUGAGACAGUUUCCUUGAGAAAUAUACAUGUCUUUUCUAUAUGUAUUUUGAACACGAAAAUAUAAUGAGUUUUCGGGCGCCACCAUUUAGAUGA